Messenger RNA from Fusarium pseudograminearum CS3096, 1173 nucleotides. RefSeq lists its product as uncharacterized. Bases 1 to 1173 code for a protein of 390 amino acids. The record is from RefSeq and is a predicted model, not a curated record. Lineage: Eukaryota; Fungi; Ascomycota; Sordariomycetes; Hypocreales; Nectriaceae. The transcript is spliced from 4 exons. Gene Ontology annotation, molecular function: oxidoreductase activity.
AUGAAGGUCUCUUUUGGAAUCCUCGCCACUCUACUGCGCGCCUCAAGCCAGGUCGCAUCGGCAGCACCCACCGAUCAAUUGUCGGCAAAGGACCUCAUUCUGUCUCUUAACGAACAAGCGACGUCUGCACUCGAGAACGCAGACACAGAGUCUAGUAAAAGGUCUGUUGGACCCAAGAAGUGCACAAUCUUCAACGCCGCUGUCCGCCGUGAUUGGAAGACACUCUCCAAAAAAGACAAGAAGGCUUAUAUUGAUGCCGUGCUGUGUCUGCGCAAGAAGCCGUCUAAAGCCGAUCAGACCUUUGCACCUGGUGCUCGCAGCAGAUAUGAUGACUUUGUUGCCGUUCACAUCAAUCAAACCUUGAGCAUCCACGGAACUGGCAACUUUUUUAUCUGGCAUCGGUACUUCACUUGGGCGUACGAAAAGGCUCUCCAAGAUGAGUGCGGCUACAAGGGAACACAGCCAUACUGGAAUUGGUUCGAGACUGGUGACUUUGCUACUAACCCAUUGUUUGAUGGUUCUGAAACUAGCAUGAGUGGCGACGGUAAGUAUUUCGAGCAUGACGGCGCCUGGUCUGGCAAACAGAACAUCUUUAUCCCUAGUGGCAAGGGCGGCGGUUGUAUCAAGGGCGGCCCCUUUGUCGGAGCUGUCGCCAAUCUAGGACCCCCCAGUCCUGGCAUGACUGGGAUGGAGGCUACGAAAACGCCGCUCAACUAUAACCCACGAUGUCUCCGCCGCGAUCUUAGUUCCUAUUCUAUUAACCAGUGGCUCAAUCUUCCGAAUCUCCACAACAUCACCCUCGGAAAAGCGUCAAACACCAUUCAGGCUAUGCAGGAUGAGUUCCAAGGACGAUUUAGCGAUAAAUUCUUGGGUAUGCAUGCUGCUGGGCAUUUCGUUAUAGGGGGCGACUCAGCAGAUCUCUUUUCAUCCCCUAAUGAUCCCGUCUUCUUCCUCCACCACUCUAUGGUCGACCGUAUCUAUUGUGUCUGGCAGGCUCUACAUCCAAGACAGGCUAAGGAUAUUGCCGGAACAAUCACCAUCCUCAACACACCUCCCAGUAGAGACGCCGUCAAAUCUGAUGUCCUGAACAUGGGGGUCAAUGCACCGUUAAUAACUAUCGAAGACGGGCUCGAUACUCUUGGCAACUCGCCUUUUUGCUACAUCUAUCUGUAG